Selaginella moellendorffii is the source of this 1233-nucleotide messenger RNA. RefSeq names its product serine/arginine-rich-splicing factor SR34. Gene Ontology annotation, molecular function: mRNA binding. The transcript has 13 exons. Gene Ontology annotation, cellular component: cytoplasm; nucleus; ribonucleoprotein complex. Bases 120 to 1064 code for a protein of 314 amino acids. The record is from RefSeq and is a predicted model, not a curated record. NCBI's taxonomy places the organism in Eukaryota, Viridiplantae, Streptophyta, Lycopodiopsida, Selaginellales, Selaginellaceae.
GCGCUUGUUCUUUGUUUGCCCGGGCGGAGCGAAGACGCUUGGCGCGCGGCGGCGGUACCGAAAUUUCACGCGAAUCGAGCCAAAGGCUUUGAGCUGUUACAAGCAGCCAUCUGUAAGCCAUGAGCCGGUCCAGCCGAACUAUUUAUGUCGGGAACCUCCCGGGAGACGUGAGAGAGCGGGAAAUUGACGACUUGUUUCACAAGUAUGGGCCCAUUGUAGACAUUGACUUGAAACUCCCGCCGAGGCCUCCAGGCUACUGCUUCAUCGAGUUUGAAGACGUUCGAGAUGCCGAGGAUGCUAUACGCGGACGUGACGGCUACAACUUCGAUGGAUACCGUUUACGGGUUGAAAUCGCUCACGGUGGCCGAGGCCCUCCGUCCUCGGAUCGAUACAGCAGCUAUGGCGGCCGGGGAGGAAGUGUGUCCAGGCGUUCGGAGUAUAGAGUUAUAAUCACUGGAUUGCCCUCGUCGGCAUCGUGGCAGGAUUUGAAGGACCAUAUGCGCCGAGCUGGCGACGUUUGCUUUGCACAAGUGUUUCGAGAGGGAAAUGGAACUACUGGCAUUGUGGAUUUCACCAAUUAUGACGAUAUGAAAUACGCGAUAAAAAAACUCGAUGAUUCGGAGUUUCGGAAUCCAUUUUCUCGCUCGUACAUUCGUGUGAAAGAAGACAAGUCUCAGGGCUUGAAACGAAGCACUUCACGCAGCUUGAGUCGAAGUCGGAGCAGGAGUCAUAGCCGCAGCUAUACCCGAAGCAGGAGCCGCAGCCGAAGUCGCAGCCGAAGUCGCAGCCGCGGACGGUCAAGGACACCGAGAAGCAGGUCCAAGUCCCCCUCGAAGUCAGUGUCCAAGUCUCCUGUAGCACGGUCGAGGUCACGCUCGCCUCAGACGUCGAGGUCUCCUGUGAAGGAGUUGAGCCCAAGCCCCAGCCCGCGUCGCUCACGCUCACCUUCUCCUGCGGCUGAAAAGAGUCCUGCCAGGGAUGUUGUUUCAAGUGAAGCCAGCGCCAAAGCCGAGGCUAAUGGAGGGUCUCCUGCGCCUCGAAGUCCGUCUCUGGUGUCCGAGUGAGCCUGCGGUGCCGGAGAUUUUGGUCUGAAGCUUUUUUCUCAUUAUGGUACAUUUUAGUUUUUUCAACUUAUAAGGUAGUCAGAUGGUUUGCAGAGUCCUGGGCAUUGCAUGGAUUAGUGGAAUGCUCAACAGAUUGGAUUGCUAGUGUAAGUUACUGCUGUUACUAUUC